AUGAAAAAUAUCGAUAAGUACCGAAAAGAUAUCGAUAAGUACCGAAAAGAUAUCGAAAAGUACCGAAAAGAUAUCGAAAAGUAUCGAAAAGAUAUCAAAAAGUAUCGAAAAGAUAUCGAAAAGUAUCGAAAAGAUAUCGAAAAGUAUCGAAAUGAUAUCGAAAAGUAUCGAAAAGAUAUCGAAAAGUAUCGAUAUAUCGAAAAAUAUCGAAAAGUGCCGAAAAGAUAUCCAAAAGUACCGAAAAGAGAUCGAAAAGUACCGAAAAGAUAUCGAAAAGUAUCGAAAAGACAUCGAAAAGUAUCGAAAAGAUAUCGAAAAGAUAUCGAAAAGUAUCGAAAAGAUAUCGAAAAGUAUCUAUAUAUAUCGAAAAGUAUCUAUAUAUAUCGAAAAGUAUCUAUAUAUAAUGAAAAGUAUCGAUAUAUAAUUAAAAUAUCGAUAUAUAAGUACCGAAAAGAUAUCGAAAAGUACCGAAAAGAUAUCGAAAAGUACCGAAAAGAUAUCGAAAAGAACCGGAAAGAUAUAGAAAAGUACCGAAAAGAUAUCGAAAAGUACCGAAAAGAUAUCGAAAAGUACCGAAAAGAUAUCGAAAAGUACCGAAAAGAUUUCGAAAAGUACCGAAAAGAUUUCGAAAAGUACCGAAAAGAUAUCGAAAAGUACCGAAAAGUUAUCGAAAAGUACCGAAAAGAUAUCGAAAAGUAUCAUAAAGAUCGAAAAUAUCGAUAUAUCGAUAAGUAUAGAAAAGGUAUCGAAAAGUACCGAAAUGAUAUCGAAAAGUACCGGAAAGAUAUCGAAAAGUACCGAAAAGAUAUCGAAAAGUACCGAAAAGAUAUCGAAAAGUACCGAAAAGAUAUCGAAAAGUAUCGAAAAGAUGGUUAUCACAUUUAG
Messenger RNA from Schistocerca nitens (vagrant locust), 885 nucleotides. Its product is annotated as repetitive organellar protein-like. The record is from RefSeq and is a predicted model, not a curated record. The transcript is spliced from 5 exons. Lineage: Eukaryota; Metazoa; Arthropoda; Insecta; Orthoptera; Acrididae. Bases 1 to 885 code for a protein of 294 amino acids.